CGAGAUGGCGGGGCGUGGAGGUGCGCGUGUGUGUACGAUUAGCUGGUUGGAGUAGGUAUGCAGUUGCGCAACGACCGGUCAGUCACCUGGGUACCGUAACCCAUAAAUGGCGGGAAGGGAAGAGAUCCAAGGCCGGCAAACCGCGGCCUACCUAACCUCAGUUACCUACCUACGAGCGGGCGCCCAGGCAGGCAGGGGCGGUUGGCCGUUGGACUGAUUGCCCCGCCGGGCUAGGUGAUCACCCUCUCCUGCCCCGGCGCCGCGGUCCUCGUGUAGGGAGGUGUGCCCUGCAUGCAGCGCAGCGCAAGGAUAUCCCGUCGGCGUCGCAGCGUCGCGACUUCGACCGCGCGUGGGCCACCAUGCCGCCGCCCUCGCAUCGCAUCGCAUCGCAGAUGGGGUACGUGCUUGCUGGUGCUGCUGGUGCGCGACAGAUAGACAGACAGGCCGGACACGCACCCACGACGACGAAGGACCCCUUGCUUCCUGACCGGUGCAUGCAGUGGACGAGGCGCGCGUGGCUUGCAGCUGUGGUGCGCAUAUCGCGCGCGUCAGCCGUCUGUCACGGGUCUCUCUCUUUCGCAAUCGCGGCUCGGCUGGGGGUGUGUGCGGGGGCCGCUUCCCCGACGCCGCUUCUGCUGCUCUGGUGCCCGAUACGACGACAGACACGCGCGCUGACGUCUCUCUCGCUCCGCCGCCGCACGCACGCCCGCCUGACGAUAUGCAGCACAUGCAGGCGGGCCAUCCCGACGACAACGGCGACGACUUGGGACGCGCCUUCACCGCCUCGCUCGCUCCCGCUCAACGGCGUGCUUGCGUUCCUUCUGCACGCCGGCCCAGCAUCUGGCGCCGUGCUGAAAAACGGUGCGUACCUAGGUAGGCCGUGCCGUUUCUGCUUGCUUGCCUGUCCUGCGACCAAGUCUGUCUUCGGCAGCCCCUCGCGCCUCGCGCCUCGCUCGCUCGCUCGCUCCCUCAGUUUCCCUGGUCCUGGACCGCGGGCAGACGCAGGCGACCAGGGGCGGACGCGCGCACAUCUCGCUCCGCGCAGCAACCAGCGCCUCGCCGCCCGCAUCCCUGGCGUGCCGUUUCAAUAGGCCCCGGCAGCCCUGCCGAUAUUUGGCUCGCGGCGGGGGCGGACGAUACGCGAGGGCGUUAGGUGUUGUACCAGGGGUGGUGAUGGUGGGAGGCGGG
Messenger RNA from Aplosporella prunicola CBS 121167, 1188 nucleotides. RefSeq lists its product as uncharacterized. The coding region runs from base 360 to 1091 and encodes 243 amino acids. The record is from RefSeq and is a predicted model, not a curated record. Lineage: Eukaryota; Fungi; Ascomycota; Dothideomycetes; Botryosphaeriales; Aplosporellaceae. The transcript has a single exon.